AAGCUGUUUCGCAGAUCCUGAAACAUUUGUUGGCUCCUCAAUCCCCGCCCUUUCCACGAACGCGUCCCUCACCUUCCUCGAUCCCUUUGCUUAUAUAAUACACCUCUCACGUCCCUCAUCUUCCAUCACUCCUAUUCACCAGCCUUAUUACAAAGCUAUCAAAUCCUCCUCCUUUUUUCACGUACUGUACAAGUUAAUUUACGUACAAGCUAGCUAGCUCGAUCAACAAUGGCGCAAUAUCUGGUACUAGACAAUGCUUUCGACUUCGAGGACUACUUCCCGUCCAUGAUCGCGCGGCUGGGAACAGAAGGGUUUAUAGCGGAGAUCUGCAGCGGGUUUCGCCUGCUGAUGGAUUGCGAGAAGGGGCUCAUCACGUUCGAAAGCUUGAAGAGGAACAGCUUUUUGCUUGGCCUCCAUGACAUGGGGGACGACGAGCUUGUGUGCAUGCUUCUGGAAGGUGAUCUUGACGGCGAUGGUGCCCUGAGUCAGAUGGAGUUCUGCAUUCUCAUGUUUAGGUUGAGCCCCGGCUUGAUGGAAGAUCUUGAUGUAGCUGAUCAAAUGUAGCCUCGUUUAAAUGACGGCCGUCGGCCGGCCAUCUCAUGAUUCUCAUUCAUCCAGAAAACAAAAACAAAAAAAAAAAAAGUUGUAGGCUUUAAUAAUUCCAUUCCUGCUUUCAUAUCUAUUAAGUAAAUUGUAUGAAACCUUAAUCUUUUCUGGAUGAAUUCAAUGUUUAUUUGGAAUAAAGAGAGUACUUUUAGUA
Alnus glutinosa is the source of this 760-nucleotide messenger RNA. RefSeq names its product calcium-binding protein PBP1-like. The transcript has a single exon. Gene Ontology annotation, molecular function: calcium ion binding. The record is from RefSeq and is a predicted model, not a curated record. NCBI's taxonomy places the organism in Eukaryota, Viridiplantae, Streptophyta, Magnoliopsida, Fagales, Betulaceae. The coding region runs from base 229 to 564 and encodes 111 amino acids.